Staurois parvus is the source of this 256-nucleotide messenger RNA. NCBI's taxonomy places the organism in Eukaryota, Metazoa, Chordata, Amphibia, Anura, Ranidae. The record is from the annotation of a GenBank genome assembly.
UCCCCCAAAUUGUCAGGAGAGUACAGAUACCCCCGUCCAAUGUCAGGACAAUACAGAUAUCCCCCAAAUGUAUCAGAACGGUACAGAUAUCCCCCAAAUGUCUGGAGAUGUUACAGAUAUCCCCAGAAAUGACAGGAGAAGUACAGAUACCCCCCAAAUGUCAGGACAGUACAGAUAUACCCCCAAAUGUCAGGACAGUACAGAUAUCCCCACAAAUGCCAGGACAGUACAGAUAUCCCAACAAAUGCCAGGACAG